Molecule: messenger RNA, 5976 nt
Organism: Betta splendens (Siamese fighting fish)
Lineage: Eukaryota; Metazoa; Chordata; Actinopteri; Anabantiformes; Osphronemidae
Gene: tspan9a
Product: tetraspanin 9a
Exons: 7
Coding region: 789-1817 (342 amino acids)
Cellular component (GO): membrane
Source: RefSeq, a predicted model, not a curated record
UGGAGGAGAGCACCGCUCUUGUUGGGAGAUAGGGAAUGCCCGUUAGUUGCGUCUGCCGAUAAUAGCACAUCCACCGGAGCGCCGCUGUCGGGAGAGCAGAGCGCAGGCAGGCAGGCAGGCAGCGCGGCGCACUGAGCAGCGGAGCACGGGAUGACACAUUAGGGGGACAGGCGCACUCGGAGAGACGCGGAGACACAGAGCGGGAGGGAGAGGGAGCGCAUCGGAGCACGCUGACCAGAGGGGCAACAGAGGAGGAGGAGAGGGGGGACGCCAAGGGGAGAGCGGGGGGAGAGAAAAGUUACCAGGUCAGCGAGAGAGCGUGGAAGUGGAGCAGCUGAGAGCCCCGCGUGUCUCACUCCCACCGGAGCAGCUCGACGAGGCAAUAAGGCAGCGCAGGAGGAGAGCGGUAAUCACAGGAGAGGACGCGGCUUCUUCCUGGAAGGACAGUGCGGUCAUGAAGCGAGGCUAAUGCCCCUCACUGGACCUUUCUGCACACCUGCUUCAUACCUAUCGCAGCACAACAGCGGCGGCAGGCGGGAGACCUUUAAGCUCGACUGAGGGGUCUGAGCAGCUCAGCUUCUGCACUGGAGACUUUCUUACCCAAGUCAAGUGGACGUGUUUGGGCUUCAAAGAGGCUUUUAUCCCUUCUCCCCCUCCCAUUAUAAUUUUUUGCUUCAGAGGGUGAAGCAGUGGAGAUUUGGAGGGCGAGUGGCUCUGUCCUGUCAUCUCCGAGACUAUGGUCGACUGUGCGUCAGGGAACCCUCCAUUAGUAGCUGCAGCCCCAGAGCAUGGAGAAGUCCAGCAGUGAGGAGUCAGCCAUUCACCGUAGCCCGUCCGUAGACAGCCGCGACUCCGAUUUCGCCCAAGCCUCCACAUCUGGCCGCCCGUUCGGCGGCCGCGGCUUCACUGCCGGCGCUUUCUACGGCUCCACGGGGCCGCGCAAAAACGCACAGCAGGCGCCGGCGGCAGGCGCAGCCGACAGCGCCGGCGCAGGAGACAAGACCAGCAGCAAGUACAGCUCGCCCAAAGGCAGCAAAUACGUGGUCUUUUACCUGGAUCUAUCCUUUGUGUUCCUUUUAGAAUUCAAGAAGUGCAACAUGGCACGAGGCUGCCUCUGCUGCCUGAAGUACAUGAUGUUCAUCUUCAACCUCGUCUUCUGGCUAUGCGGCUGUGGGCUGCUCGGCGUGGGCAUCUGGCUCUCGGUGUCUCAGGGCAGCUUCGCUACCUUCUCGCCCUCGUUCCCCUCGCUGUCGGCCGCCAACAUGGUCAUCGCCAUCGGCGCCAUCGUCAUGGUAACGGGCUUCCUCGGCUGCCUGGGUGCCAUCAAGGAAAACAAGUGCCUGCUUCUGAGCUUCUUCAUUGUCCUGCUCAUCAUUCUCCUGGCGGAGCUGAUCUUGCUCACCCUCUUCUUCGUGUACUCAGAUAAGGUGAGCGAGAACGCGAAGCAGGACCUGAAGGACGGCCUGGCGCUCUACAACUCAGAGAACAACAUAGGCCUGCGCAACGCCUGGAACAUCAUCCAGGCAGAGUGGAAGUGCUGCGGGGUCAUAGCUUACACAGACUGGCACGAGGCCCUGCAGGAGAAGGUGGUCCCCGACCGCUGCUGCCAGGAGCAUUACCAGAACUGUGGGCGGAACGCCACCAACAUGUUCUGGAACGCGGGCUGCUUCGAGAAAGUGGAGGAAUGGCUGGAUGACAACAAGCACGUGCUGGGAACCAUCGGCAUGGUCAUCUUGGUGGUGCAGCUCUUGGGCAUGGCGUUCGCAAUGACACUAUUCCACCACAUCCACAGAACUGGAAAGAAGUACGACGCUUAGAUUUCGAAGGAAGCAUCCAAUGCAGAGGAGCCCCACUGCCUGAUGGGUUAAGACUCUGAUUUAAACACCCUCACCCCCCCCCCCCCCCCCCCCCCCUCUCCUUGUCUCACUUUUGCAACCACUGUAGAGAAUCCUUCGCCACCCUUCCUCCCAGACCGUCUGUGCAGACUCCAGCUGUGCCCCCCCGCCGUUCUUGCUCUCUCCUCCCACCAUUCAUUUUGCCAAAGAGUAUCACAUCUGGAAGACAACGGACACGUACAUCUGGCAAGGAAGAGAAUCCUAUUGGUUGCCACUUUUGUUUUUUUGUUUUUUUUCUUCUAUUGCUUGGACUAACAAUUUCCUGGAAGGACGCACAGACAUUGAGACAAUUGAGACUGUACUAAUGCCCACACACCCCACUCUGAGGCAGAGAGAACACAGGAAACUGAAACCAUCCACCUUGUGUGGAGUUAUUUUUGUCCCUCGUGUUGAAUGACAUCGACCCUUGUAAAUGGAAAAAAUACCAACACGGCAUGUUAGUUUUUCUUUUUUACUUCACUGCUUUAUCUUUUAUGUCAAAAUAUUCAUUUUCCUCUUUUUGUAAGUAUGUUGUCAGCGCUACUGUAGAAAGUCCGAGCCUUGUGUGUGUGUUGGGGGGCUGGAUUUGACGUGAUGUGACGAGCUGAGAUGAUGUUUAAUCUAAUCCACUUUUUUUUUUUUUUUUUUUUAUAUAUUAUGGAGAUUUGGGGGAAAGUGGGUGUGAUAGAGGAGCGUGAUGUAAAUGCCAGGAAUUAUCAGUGGAUUUAUCUUAUGGCAGCAUCCCCUGAUUAAUAAAUUGUUAUGCACAAAUCUGCCUGUGAACACACACACGCACACACACAUGCACGUGUGUGUUGUACUGCCACACUGCAGCAGUCUUCCUAUUCCCCAUGGGACAGUACAAAUGGUGUAAAAGGCCUGUUUAUUAGGAGCGCGUGAACCGGGGGGCUCUGAAUGAUGAAGUCGCCCCCUUUGAGCCUACAACCUGAAUCGCGUGUGGCACUUUAUGGGUGUGUUUUAUUAGAUGGUCCGGGGGCGAGGGGGGGUGAAUAAGAGGAGCCGGAGCACGAGGGACAGGAACGCAGCGGACGUGUUUCACUGCAGCCGUCAACUGUGUAAAGCCUUUCCCCCCUAGUCUGGAGAUCUCAUCUCCUCUCUCCCUCUGGCUGUCAACUCUCCGCGUCUUUCUUUCCCCACCACAAUUUUCCUUCCACAUGUCAGCAGCAGGCGAUGAGCUUUCUUGCCUCCAAACACACACACACACACACACACACACACACACACACACACACACACACACACACACACACACACACACACGCGCGCGCACAAUAUUUCAGCUCUCUGUUCGUGCCACUUCCCUAAUUUUACCUAAGCUUCCCUUUCUCGCCACCCAGCCGCGGCGCGUAGGCAGAUCAAAGUGGAGACAGAUAGGUAUGGCAACAUGCCCUGUAGGACAGGUCUGUUUACGUCUGUUUACUACUGAUUCGCUGCAGGAGGCCGAGUAUCAGUCUGCUUCAAAAAAUAACAAAAAACAAAAUAAAAGCCCUCCGGUGCGUCUGCUUCACGCUCCCGCUCCCGCAUCCCAGCGUGUUCACGGGAGGCUGUGGAUUUUUAUUGUUGGAGGAUUAUUUUAACCUGCUGAAGGUCAGAUAUCAUCGGUUAAGAUGAGCAGAGUAAAUGUGUGAAGGAAGAUCUGAGCGCGGUCAAAUUGACGCGCGUGCUCCGAAAGCAGCAAAUAUAAGCUCGCUGGAAAGCCUGAUCGACCUUUGACCCUCACGGGCCUCUGACUGCUUGGUUCCUGUCCGUUUUCUGUGUCUGCAUCCCUUUCCGGCCACGCAGAUGCAGCAGCAGGUGCAGGGAGCAGUCCGCGUUUAUCACAUCAGUGGGAGAAACCUGCUGAUUACAAGGCCCCUCUCACCCCUAACAGGUGUUGGCAGCUGCGCUGGUUGAUCAGGCACUGGGGUGAGGGCCGGGUGGACCGGGGUCACCAGACUCCGCUCAGUGCUCACGUCGGCACCACAGCAGCCUUGGAUGGAUGACUCGUGUCUGCAGUGUAAACAUUAGAUUGUUGUGGGCUGUUGUGAACUGGAAGCACCCUUUUGCUGCUUAGACAUUAGGUGAGAAACGCCGGGGCGAAGACAGAUUCUCCCCCUCGUUCCCUCAUUAGACGUCCUCUCAGCCUGGGCGCCCCGGAGCCUCACCUGAAAGCAUUCUUAGCAUUUUUAUCGGUUUGGUAAUGACUCGAUCUGAGGGGCAGCGUUUCGGGAAGCAACAGAUUUCGCCUCUGCUGGCUGUGCGUCAACGCUGGCGCCCCGUAUGCUGCGGCUCUUCUUGUUGCGUCCACGGGGGGAGGGAGGGGGACGUGACAGCCGCUGAUGUACAGCAGAAGCGCGAGCGCUCGGCUGCCUCCACAAACUCUCCACCCAUCCCUUGUUUACAGCCUCUGUGACGAGCAGGGAGGACAGGGGCGGUGGUGGUGGUGGGGGGUUCAUCGCUACAACAGCGCCGUGAAUCUAACCGCGCCGUUGACAGUGACAGCGGCAGAAAUCAAACCCCCGGUUUCCCAGCGCGACGUCGCACGGUUCAGCCGACUCUCUGCCUCCGGUCCUCUAAACGUCCCCCUGAACCAAUGAAUUCACGUUUUUCGUCACUUGUCACUGUUUUACGUGUUAGUUUUCCACCAAGCGUCUUCUCCCGUCGGCGACGGAGGCUCGUUGUCGCUCGUCGUCUUCUUCCUAGGAUUGGACGUCACCGCCGAACGCCUCUCUGUCUAAACAGCGCUGCAGCGAUUAGAAGGUGGAGGUCCACAAACGCUCCUCCGUUCAACGACACGCGUGUCCUGUCAAACUGCCAGCGUCACAGUCACACAUGAAGCACACGUGUGACUCCACCACAUCAGGCCUGGAUGUAAAUACGCUCAUGACUUGCUGUUGUACUAAUCACAUCGCCGCUUUAAAAGCCAUUUUCUCAUUGCGAUGAGACACUCGUAUUUUCGCCAUAAGUUAGUUUCUUCUGCUCCUUUUUUUUUCGAGGGGCGCUGUGAAGUCGAUGUAGACGUGUUUGUGUCAUAUUACAUAUUUUAUUUCUACAUUUGCAUCCUGUAGUAAGACCCAUCCUUCCCUCUCAUCCAGUAAAGCCACAGAGACGGCGCACAUGCAGUAAAGGUUUUUUUUUUCUGCUGUGAAGAAGUUUGAAUCGUAGGAAGAGUAUUCAUUUUUGUUUGUUUCUUUGUAUUCUCACCUUUACUGUGAUUUCUGUUCUCCGACUCCUCUUCUGCUAAAGCUGAAUAUCCGAGCAGUGGAACUGGUGUGUUUGAUGUUGUGCUCUGCUGGGUGGCACUCAUCUCAUCUGAUACCUGCCAGCCCCGUCCUGUGGAGUUUAUCUGCUACAUGUGAUCGCAGUCUGAAAUAUCUAUACUAAGUGGUGCACUCCCUUCGCUUUAUUCUCUAAAUCCACUAUUUUUCAAAUAAAAGGAAAGGGUGUCACGAAAAUCCCACGAUACUGUACACUCAUUGCCUUUCAUGUUUAAUGACUCAAUGCUUUUGAUGUGUUCCUUUUUCUUUCCUGCCACUGUUAUAUAGACAGCAUUUAAAUAGCGUCUGAUGCUGGAGGUUUUUCUUUUUUUUUUUUUUAAGGGGAUAGACAAACCUUGGCACGAGGAGUAAAGCGAAGCUGUGUCAGAGCAGAUCCCGUGGUGUAUUCAGCGGAAGGCGGCGGCAUCGCUGCCUCCGAGCUGCCUCGACUUCAAAACAAAUAGGAGAAUCUGAGGGGCCGUUGUCCCGAAGACGCCGAGGCGAGCUAAUGGUAGUCCGCUCGGCGAGCAGAGGGGUGCUUUUGAAGAACAAAAGGGAGAUGAUGAAAGUGGGAACCAUCGCCAAUUUGUCUCGUUUCUACAUCAUGGGGAGAGCAGCAGAGUAUUUUUGUACAGAGGUUUAUCCCUGUUUCAGGCCCAUUUGUCAUAGUGAGUGAAUUUAUUGUGCCAUUCCAUCUUGGCGGGUUCUCUCCCCCACCCCCCCCACCCUUUUGUUUUAACAUGACUGUUCCUUCUAUGCAAAAAUAUGACCUAUUUUAGCCUUUGUACAGAUUAUUUUGUAUGAGUAACAUGUACUUCAAUAAAGUAAACACAAUAAGCCGUGAA